GCUGUCAGCGACACAUGUAGAACAAGCUGCUUGCGGGACGCACCGACCAGAGCAGACCAGACCAGACGGAGUGCAGACAGUCAGUUUUCAUCUUCUCCGCCUGCCUCGCUCUUCCUCAACUUCCACCUUAUUUUCCUCCUUCUACCCCCUUUUUUGCCACAACACGCACUUCGAGCAUUUUGGGGAACGUUACGGCAUGCGGAGACCUCACACAACGUCUUGGUGUGGAAUCCUUUCGUUUCUACGCAAAGAGAAAAAAUCAGUAAAGCGGUGACAGCAGAAGGGGCGAACAUCCAGUGGAAAUACUAUCUGAAAACUCCAUUUGCUCUCUCUCCCUCUCUCUCUCCGGUCCGCGCGCUGCUGCCUGUGAACAAGCCGACUCGGGUUGUUCAGCGCUGGGUUCCGCUUGUCGCGCGGAGCUCGAGGCCAGCGCGUCCGCGUAAUUCUUUCAUUUCUUUUUUUACCUGUGCUUGUUUUUGGGACCAACCUGUUCAACUGCGUCGCAAACUUUACAGCCAUUACACUUAAGAGAAACAAACAAGACGAUGGUGAAUCCCGGAGGCAACAGCCAGCCACCAGCGGUGGGGACGGGUUCCCUGUCCUGGAAGCGAUGCGCGGGCUGCGGGGGCAAAAUCGCCGACCGCUUCCUCCUCUACACCAUGGACAGCUACUGGCACAGCCGCUGCCUCAAGUGUUCCUGCUGCCAGGCCCAGCUGGGCGAAAUAGGCACGUCGUGCUACACGAAAAGCGGCAUGAUCCUCUGCAGAAACGACUACAUCAGGUUAUUUGGGAACAGCGGCGCUUGCAGCGCCUGCGGUCAGUCUAUUCCAGCCAGCGAGUUGGUGAUGAGGGCGCAGGGCAACGUGUACCAUCUCAAGUGUUUCACGUGUUCCACCUGCCGGAACCGGCUCGUUCCCGGGGAUCGGUUCCACUACAUCAACGGCAGCCUCUUCUGCGAACACGACAGACCCACAGCGCUCAUCAACGGCCAUUUAAGUUCUCUGCAGACGAACCCGUUACUGCCUGACCAGAAGGUGUGUUAGGUGGGAAGCUGUGCAGGAAGCAGGAUGUGUGCCUUCAUUUUAGCCCUUCCUCAUUGUCACCUGAGACAGCGUGGAUCAGCAGCACCCCAGGCCCGUUCGCCGUAAAGGAACCCUCCGCCCAUCUUAACCAGUAACCUGACUUCUCAUCUCCGCAACCCUCAAGGCCCCGCCCCCUAACUCCCAGCCUUCAACCUUCGGCUUUUCCCCAAAUCUGGGUGGAUAUUUGCACUUACUACAACUGAGACAAGAACGCUCGGGAACGCUCCGGAGUUUUAACACUGAUCGUAAUCAGAAGGGGACUCUCCAGGUAGAGAGGUUGUUAAAGCAACUGACCAAGGGGAUGUUGUGACUGAGCGAAGACGGAAACGAAAAAAAAACAGACUAAUUAGGUUUAAGAGUGGCAGACUUUUCAACGCUGCACAUUUGUUUAAAGACACUUUUGGGGGGAAAGCGGGAACUUUUCUUUCUUUUUUUCCUCUUUUCCUUUUCUAUCCUCAUUUCCCAGAAUCGUGGUGAUUUCACUUUCUAUAUUUUAAGUGUUGUCAAGAAAAGGGGGAAUAUGUUCUCUUUCUGUUUUGAUUCAUAUAUACAUAUAUGUGUUCAUAUGUAUAUGUAUAUAUGAAUGGGGUUUAAAUAAAAUAUCUGUGGCAUUUUGUGGAAAACAAAUCAUGAACACUUGUGGUGUAUUUGUAAAGCUACCAUGUAUGUACAGUAUGCAUGUAAAUGUUGUUGUCCAGGUGUGGCUACAGUACAUCUGACCCCUCUGCAUCCAGCUCCCUUCCCUUCACACCAUGGCAACCUGAAGAAGUUCUGCUCAUAGCCAGAAAUGUAGAUAUCAUUCCCAACAUAUAAAUGAUGAAUGAAAGAGAAAUUUAUUUGUGAUAUUUUCCGAGACAUUUGCUCCCGUAUGGUGUAUUUAAAUAAUAAAAGUAUUGGAAGA
Gambusia affinis (western mosquitofish) is the source of this 1983-nucleotide messenger RNA. RefSeq names its product LIM domain only 4b (gene lmo4b). The transcript has 5 exons. NCBI's taxonomy places the organism in Eukaryota, Metazoa, Chordata, Actinopteri, Cyprinodontiformes, Poeciliidae. The record is from RefSeq and is a predicted model, not a curated record. Bases 546 to 1043 code for a protein of 165 amino acids.